Molecule: messenger RNA, 1188 nt
Organism: Knipowitschia caucasica
Lineage: Eukaryota; Metazoa; Chordata; Actinopteri; Gobiiformes; Gobiidae
Source: the annotation of a GenBank genome assembly
AUGUUCCACAGUACUCUGAGGACUUCGGAGACUCCAGACCACAGUCCCAGAGUCUCAGUCCACUCGGACCACAGUCCCAGAGUCCCAGUCCACUCGGACCACAGUCCCAGAGUCCCAGUCCACUCUGCCGCUCGCAGACGACUGUGGAGGUCCUCCGGCUGCAGGGGGAGCGGCCCCUCGGAGCCCCGCAGACACAGUGUCUGUGUCCUGUCUGCAGAUCUGAACAGUGUGGGAGGAAGAGGAGGCGUCGCUCACACCAUCCAUGGCCUGUGCCACCUCUGCAUCGGCUGGAACCUGCCCCAGGUGACCAUCCAUCGAGGGAAGGAUGGAUACGGCUUCACCAUCUGCUCCGACUCGCCUGUUCGGGUUCAGGGAGUGGAUCCAGGAGGACCAGCAGACCAAGCAGGACUGCAGCAGAUGGACACUCUGCUGCAGCUGAACGGGCAGCCCGUGGAGCAGUGGAAAUGUGUGGAUCUGGCUCAUGCAAUCAGAAAAAGUUCAAAUGAGAUCCAGUUGGUCGUGUGGCGCACUGGUCCUUCUGCCAAACCCACCUUCGAGGGUCUGAUCCACCGUCCCGCCCACAAACCCUCCUCCAGCUCCAACUACGACGCCCCCUCCCCCCCCCUCCGCCGCCGGGACCUCAGCAAGACCCCGCCGGCCGUGCCCCCCCUCCCCGCCCACCACCGAGCCACUGCGGCACACAGACUCCUGCUCAACGGUGGAGGAGGGGGAGGAGGAGGCGGAGGAGGAGGCGGAGGAGGAGGAGGUGGAGGAGGUGCACCCAGCGGCGGCACUCUGGCCUGGGGGGCGAGAGGAGGCUCCUGCGAGGAACUGGACGGGAAGCCGCGCCUCCUCCACCACCCCACGGCCACGCUGAAGGGGACCAGGGUCAAGGCGUCCAACGGAGACAACUACAUCAUCCUCUCCCCCAUCACCUCCUCAGGCCAGGUACCUCAGAGCCUCCUCUCCCCCAUCACCUCCUCAGGCCAGGUACCUCAGAGCCUCCUCUCCCCCAUCACCUCCUCAGGCCAGGUACCUCAGAGCCUCCUGUCCUCCGUCAGGUCCUCAGGCCAGGUACCUCAGGGCUCUGGGGCGCUGCUCUUCCAUCCUCUCCUGCGCCCUCCCCCUUAUCAGAGUCAGAGUCCCAGAUAUGUGUCGCUGCCGUACGUCGCUGCUGCAGAAAGAUAG